AAGCUUUUCCAAAAUGAGCCAUAUUGUGGAUUCUAAGGCUCCGGCACAGUAAAGGACGGCGGUAAUGCAAGAGGAGUGGGGGAGGAGACUGAGAAGGCUGGGUACUGGGGUGACCACCUCAGGGGCGGGUUCACCCUCUCCCGGAGAGGAUGAGGAGCUGUCUCGCUCUCCCACAAAGAGAGAUGCCCAGGGCGUUCUUUUAACCCCCUUCGUAUUGAAGAGAACAUACACCAGAGACUGCCGGUCAAGACAUGGAAAAAGAAGAAAAUGGGGCCUAUACGGCUGUUCAGCACCUGAACCAGACGCGGUUGAGAAAAGGGAGCCCCGGCAGCUCCGAGGACCACUCCACACAGCCCCGCUAACAGUCGCCAGCCUCCCUCCUCACUCUAGCGGCCUUAACCCGCUGCCAAUGAGGAGUGCGCCCCCUCCCUAACUCCCACUCUCAAGGGGGUUUAACUGCCAGUUUCCCCUUCCCCAACCUUAAAACCCGCCAUAAUGCUCCAUUUCUAGGGACAGGGAAGAGAAAGGAUAAAUUCGAUUUGAACAAGCAACGUCUUGCCCCGGCAAAGACACCUGAGAGUCAACGUCGACUGUCGCCGCCGAAGGAUAAAGAUGAGAGACUCCCUCCCCACUGGAAACCCAAGUGCCCCUUCCCCGCAAACCCCAGGAACUCCCACGGAGACGACAGGCACUGACCUGUGAUGUUCACACACCAGACACCCGAACCCCGUUAUGUGCUCGACCCCGAAGGAGUCUCCACACCUCCGCGAUUAGGCGACCCCCAGACAGCAGCCACUGCGGACAGAAGACCCGGCUCCACACACCCCUUCCCCAAACAGCAGCGCGCAGCCUCUUCACCAGGAACCGAGGAGUCAGGGGAGGGGGCACCCAGGCAGUCAACAGGAACGCAGAGAAGACGGCAAGGCUGCUCCGAGUGUCUUAGCCCCCUCUGUUGCCGCUCCCGAACUCAGGCACCGUCUCCGACUCGGCCCCCUGCGCCCGCUCAGUGUCACUGCCGCUCGCUCUGGGAAAAUGGCGGCGACGGCGGCGGCGGCCGCGGCGGCGGCGGCGGCGGCGGCCGCGGCGGCAAGUGCACGGGGCCCGCCCGCCCCGCUCCGCAGGGGCAGAGGGGGAGGGGAUGAAGCUUUCCGCCGCCAUUUUGCUUGUGGGCUGCCGCCCGCCGUUGCCUCUCCAGGGAGGCUCGAGGAUAGCAAACCGGAGGCAGUGAGGUGACCAGAUCUCUGUCUUUUUCAGAAUAGAUGCAUUCAACAAUUCACCCAAGGUUUGGGGAAGUUUCGGUAUUUGGUGGGAUUGGUUCUUUACUUCUUUCCCGCAGUAGCCCUGAAGUCUGGAUCUAGGUGAGCUUGGGCACGCCACUCUGGGUGGAAGGAGAGUGACAGCAGGGCCUGCGGACGAGCCCCCUCCUAUCUCCCUCCGAAAGCGAUGCACUUACUCCCACCUCCAAAAACCCCUCAGCCCCGUCUCCCCUGUUCUUUCCCCCUCCUCCCCACCCAGUCUGGCCUCCGGCGCAGGGUGAACCCGGUUCGGGUGUCACUCGACGCCCACUAGGGGCUGAGUAGGCUCCAGUGCGCAGGCUCCGGGCACCGGAUAAAAGCGGAGCUGGCGAGUCCAGUGCCGUCUCGAUGGAGGAGCAAGAAACGGAAGCGGUCGGGGGGAGAAGCAGCAGGAAAAAUACAGCCACCGUCAACGUCGCCUCCCUGCCACCGUGUAUCGGGGUAAAAAGCUGCUGUUGCCGUCGGUGCAGUUGCCGUUGCUGCCUCGUAUACUUCUCUUGGCCCCGGGGAAGGAUUUCCCCGCCGGCGGGACAGUGUACGGGGAGGGGAGCGGGAAUUCCUUAUGUGGCGGUGAUUAAACGAGGGAGGGACAGUGAGACAGUUAUCUCGAAGAAAAAUGGGGGAGGACCAAAGAAUAAAACAAGGGUUUCCCCCUUAAAAAUGACACGGCGAUUCCGGCUCUUGUUUUCAGGGUCUUUUCCCCGAAAUGGCGGUUUCCGUCUUCCCUCUGCCCCACAGCGACCCAGAGCGCUUGGUAAGCUGAGUGGGGAGAGGCAGAGUCGCUCUCGGCAGCCAAUCGGUGCCCGACGUGGCCUGUUGGGCGCGUCGUUAUUGGCUAGUGAUGACCUCAUCCUGCAGCAGCGGGUGGGGCCGAAGGCGUAGGGGGAGGCUGUUGCAAAGGCAGAGAGGGAGAAGUGACGAUGGGGAUCGUUGCUGCCGCGGCUGAUGUGGAACCCAAGCAGUGGCGAAGGGAAUCGCAAGGCUCUCCCUGACCAUUUUCUCCUCUCCCUGCGCGAGGUGAGGGCCCUGGCUCGGCCUCUGCGAAACUUUGGGGCGCUGGCGCGGACUAGGAGACCAGCUUUCUCCCGUAACUUUUGUAACUGCGUCAGGGCAAGAUGGCGCUGGGUCUCCUUGGGGCGCGGGGGGAGAGGCACGUCCACCGCCGCCGCAGCGCAUGUGACCGGGCUGCAUUCCUGUGGGGUUUGGCUCAGACCCAGGCUGGGGCGGGGGAGGGAACCGGGCUUGGGCGGAGGAGACGGUGGUGCGGUCGGCGUUGGCGGCCUGAGGAGGAAGAGAUGACUGUUUGAAAGAGCUUCCCCUCCCCCUGCUGCAGAACGGCGGCGGCUCCUGGGGGGAAAGCCCCCGGAGGACACUCCUUGUGUUGGUGGAGAAGGUUUAGCGCCCUGUUUUCCUACCUGCUUUUCUCCUUGCGAAGCAUACUUGCGUAAGGUGGUAGGUCCCUGAACUGUGGAGUCCCUGAGGGCCCCUGGGAUGUGUGGCAAGGAGAGACUAGCUCCUAGGGGCACAACGUUGAGGAAGAAUCCGGUUUUUUUAAUGAGAAAACGUAAAGCUUCUCAGAUUUCAAUAGAAAGAUAAUUCCAAAGUUUGGAAACGAGUGUAAAGGUGUAAAUAACACCUAGGAACACAUUAAUUGCUUAAAAGGUACAAGCAGCCAAGGACUAUGCCAUAUGAAUUUAAGGGCCCCUUUCAAACUUUCUAUUCCUUUUGUACUUUCUCUUAUUUCUUCUAGCAUCCUCCCUAUUUGUACAUCCUAUAAGAAUGUGUAAUCUUAUCAGUAGGAUUUACUGUUUUAAAAAUAUAGACAUUAAUACAGAAUGGAAACUAGUUUUUAAUCUGUAUGAAGUUGUAAGGCUGUUUUCAAUACUUUCUGUGCUGUCUUUAUCUUGUUCUUUUAUGGUUUUAAAAAAUAAAAGAUGGAGUUGUAAGCAGUUCUGGUAAAUAUUAUUUACCAGAGGUUCCUGCACCAUUAUGAAAUAUUAAAGCCUACCUCUUCAAAGCA
Molecule: messenger RNA, 3315 nt
Organism: Lemur catta (Ring-tailed lemur)
Lineage: Eukaryota; Metazoa; Chordata; Mammalia; Primates; Lemuridae
Product: motor neuron and pancreas homeobox protein 1-like
Exons: 1
Coding region: 702-1142 (146 amino acids)
Source: RefSeq, a predicted model, not a curated record